AUGACAUCGUAUGUUGCCUUUGGAUCACGUCACUGGAACUCGGUGGUUGACAGCCUCGGAGAGAUCAAGGCCACUUUUGAUGAUGAAGCAUUUGAUCGGUUAGAUGACGAAGUCAAUCGAUGGCCAAAGACGUUUUGUUUCGAUUUGGAGCCUGAAAAUCUUGAAGCCCGAUUGCUCCAAUUUGUCUCUGGUGAAGUUCCGGACAAAGCUCGCGCUCCAUUGGUUGCAAGCACCAUACUCUAUCUUCGAGCCAACCAGAUCCGCAUUCUCGUCAUGCGACCCAUUCUCUUCUCGCUGCGUAGUAUUCUCAAUCAUAGCCAUCGUGUGGCUAGCUUGAUAGAGAUCGCGCAAGAUACUAUUCACAAACUGGUCCAGCUCGAUCGGUGCAGUGACUUAUACAGAAAGCACCAAGUGAUAUUGAAUCACUUUCUUUCCUCGGCGACAUCAGUCUUCUUUCUUGCCUUGGCACAGCGUGGUAGGCUAGAAAAGCAGGGAUUAGACAGCACCCUGUCGACGUCGCUCUCGCAAAGCUCACUGAGAGAAACCUUAUUCAGAGCUUUUGAUCUUAUUCGGUCAUACAGCUCCAUGUCUCCCGCAUCACAGCGCCUUUGGAACAGCUUCUCAGUUCCCAGAAGCCUCUUGAUUACGUACGGAUUACUGAAACGGCCCGGCAGCCAUGAUGGCGAGAACAACGUACUUGACGACAUACAUUCUUCAAGUCUCUCGCAUAUCUCGGUGGAUCCAGAACUUGCUGGAGAAGCUUGCGUUGCAGAUCAAGAAAGUGUCUUGCAACCGGAACCCCCUGCAGCAAACUCUACUAUAGACCACCUCAUCAAUGCACCGCAGGAGGAAUUUUGCGUUUCUGACUUUCUAAUAGACUCAAGAUACGAAGCCUCACUAAAUAUUGACGGAGGGUUGUUUUACGCAGAGGACAAUACAGAGGAUCUCUUGAAUAAUAUGUUUUAG
This is a messenger RNA of Trichoderma aggressivum f. europaeum, 966 nucleotides long. RefSeq lists its product as uncharacterized. Lineage: Eukaryota; Fungi; Ascomycota; Sordariomycetes; Hypocreales; Hypocreaceae. The record is from RefSeq and is a predicted model, not a curated record. The coding region runs from base 1 to 966 and encodes 321 amino acids. The transcript has a single exon.